UUUUUUUUUUUUCAUAUAUAUUUAUAUACUUAUUUUAAUAUUCAAUAAUAAAUGUCAAUGACUGAUGAUUUAGCGAAUCCAUCAUUUCUUCAACCUAGUAGUAAUUAUUUUCUUCCCGAAUUAAGAAACAUCUCAUUUGCAGUAGAAGAAGAAGACCCCUGGAGCGCCUCAGGCUUUGAAUCAGUAGAUGCGCUUAGACAAUCUCUGGGACAUUCACAAAUACUGGAGAACAAUUUAAUUACUGAGGAUAUCACUGCUAAUAAUGCAUUAGUCGGGGUCGAUUUGCCAGAAAUAUUUGACACAGCCUAUAUACGUGCAGGGCCUGUUGGAGAUCGAGUGAGUAUUGAAGCCUUAGAAAUAAUUAUAGGUUUAGGAGGACUUGGACCACGAAUAUUUGAACAAAUUUCCGCUUUGAUUGUACCUUCAAAUGCAAUUUAUAUUACAAGAAAUGAAUUUAAUACAGCUUUAGCAUUAUUAGGACUUGCUCAAAAAAAUAUGGAAUUAUCUUUAUAUAAAGUAUAUCAACAUCGUAAUGACUUACCAAUUCCUUCAUUACUUAAUCUUGAUCAUGUUUUCAUCAAACGUACAAAUCCAAUUACGGCUAGUAAAUCAACAAAACAACAAAGCUACGACGUUGAUCCAUGGAGAACCUCAUCUACUCCUCCAAAUGGAAAUAUGUUUCCUACAACGUAUGAAAACAUGAAUAAUAAUGACUCUUCUGAUAAUAUGAAUAAAAGCAAUGUCAACGAACAGUCAUUAUCUAAAAAUGAUGUAUCCGCUACAGCAACAGUAGACAUUACAUUUACACCAAGCAGAGUGAUGAGUGUCGAUCUUGUUACAGACAAAGCAUCUACACAAGCACUUGUGAAGGCAUCCACUGAAAGUUAUCAAUGGUUUUCGGAUCUUGAUCAAAUUACUGUUUCCAUUGCAGAAACAGAAGGCUUUUUAUUUACUCAUGUUUAUUAUUGGGUUCAUAGUAAUCAGCGUCAAACAUCUGUAAGGCGUCGAUAUAGUGAUUUUUACUGGUUCUGGCAAAUAUUAUUAAAAAGAUAUCCCUUCAGAGUUAUCCCAAAUCUCCCACCGAAAAAGAUUUCAGGAAAGGAUCAAAUCUUUCUUAAAAAACGAUGUCAGGGUUUAUCAAGAUUUAUAAAUUGUGUUAUACGGCAUCCAGUACUACGAAAUGAUGAAGAAGUGGUCACAUUUUUAACAGAGCAAACGGAAUUCUUAGCUUGGAGAAAAGCAAAAUCGCCUAAUGUAAACGAAGAAUUUGUACGUGUCAAUCCUCAAACUAAAGACCUUGAAGCAUUUAUACCAAAAGAUUUAAACAUACGUAUUGAGCAAAUUCAUACAAGGUUAUCUAAAUCUAUAGAAAAAUAUGAUAUACUAUGUUCUAUUAUAGAAAAAAUCGUUCAAUUAAAUGACAGUAGAGCAAUAGAAAUGAAGAAAUAUACAGAAAAUUUAAAAGAGCUGAGAGAUAUAGAGGCUAAAUGCUUUGCAACGGAUUGUCGAGCUUGUGGGCAAGUAACACGUGGUUAUGAAAAUAUUGGUAGUUAUUUAAAUCAAAGCAGUAUGAUUAUUGAAGCCGAAAUUACCUCUACGGUUGAAGGCAUCCUCGAAAGUCUUAAAAGACAUCGAGAUAUUUGUAUAGCAUUCUUGGAAAUGCUAAAUAAUAGAAAACCUAAUCUAGAAUCAAAUCAAAUCAACAUUCUAUAUCGUAAAAUUUCUGCAAAUACUGUUAAAGUGAAUCAGAAUCGUGGUGUACCAGGUUUAGAAUCUGAAGUAGAAAGAUUAGAUGCAAUUAUUAAAGCCGAUACCGAAAAAAUGAUAUACCAACAAAGAAGAGAUAUCUAUAUUAAAUACUGCCUUGCAAGUGAAUUAUCUUAUUUACACAAACAACAAGCUUUUGUAUCCUUACUUUAUCAAAAUUUUGUGCAUGAUCAACUUCAAUAUUCUCGUAGAACAGUUGAGACUUGGAAAGCAUUGGAGGCUCUUUUGUGUAAUAUGCCUAAGCCUGAAGAUUUUGCUUAAUUUAUAUCUGAAUUAUUAUUUAUUAUCAUCAUUAAGAUAUACCCCUCCCCCACCAAAAAAAAAGAGAUUAAUUUUCACUUAUUUAUAAUUAUAUAUGUUUAUUGCAAUAAAGUCUAUUAUAAGGAAAGAG
This is a messenger RNA of Cokeromyces recurvatus, 2158 nucleotides long. RefSeq lists its product as uncharacterized. The coding region runs from base 52 to 2028 and encodes 658 amino acids. Gene Ontology annotation, cellular component: endosome. Gene Ontology annotation, biological process: retrograde transport, endosome to Golgi; protein targeting to vacuole. The transcript has 9 exons. Lineage: Eukaryota; Fungi; Mucoromycota; Mucoromycetes; Mucorales; Mucoraceae. The record is from RefSeq and is a predicted model, not a curated record. Gene Ontology annotation, molecular function: phosphatidylinositol-3-phosphate binding.